Messenger RNA from [Torrubiella] hemipterigena, 1287 nucleotides. NCBI's taxonomy places the organism in Eukaryota, Fungi, Ascomycota, Sordariomycetes, Hypocreales, Clavicipitaceae. The record is from the annotation of a GenBank genome assembly.
AUGGCAAGCAUCGACAGAUACCGGCCGCCGCGCGAGGGCUAUCAACCUCCAAACAUGCCAAAUAAUCGCCAAGAACGCAGUUCAACUUCACCUUCGAGCAGACGGGAGGUCCCCCCGGCCGCCCCUACACCCCCUCAACACUCAUCCCGCACUUCGCCACCAAGACCACACAGAGCUUCUGCAACACAAUCUCCCCGAGCAUCGCGACCGGAAUCCCCAAUUCCAGAUCCGAACCAAUGGUCAUUUACUUCUAAUGAAGUUUUAAGCACGCCAUCUGUCAUCGAUGGGCUUUCAUUGGAAGAAGAGCGACUGCGUCGUGCCAAAGGCGUCAACUUUAUUUACCAAGCUGGCGUAAUGCUGGAUUUGCCACAAAUCACGCUCUGGGUCGCUGGCGUCUUCUUUCAUAGAUUCUAUAUGAGAUAUAGCAUGGUGCAAGAAAAGGGUGGAAUCCACCAUUAUAAUAUUGCCGCCACGGCUCUAUUCCUUGGAAACAAGGUUGAAGAGAAUUGUCGCAAAACGAAAGACAUUAUAAUAGCGGUCGCGAAAGUCGCCCAGAAGAAUGCAAAACUGAUAAUCGACGAACAAAGCAAAGAAUAUUGGCGCUGGAGAGAUAGUAUUUUGACGUACGAGGAGACCAUGCUGGAGCAGCUCACCUUUGACCUGAUGAUUGACAAUCCUUACCGUCAUCUAUUUGAGCUUCUGGGGCAGCUGGGCAUCGUACAUAACAAAGUCCUUCGACAAGCGGCCUGGUCGUUUUGCAACGAUGCUUGCUUGACAUCCCUGCCAUUACUCAUUGAGGCAAGGGACGUCGCAAUAAGCGCAAUAUUCUUUUCCAGCAUCCAUACAAACCAACAAAUUGAAGACGUUCGCGGGGACCCAUGGUGGCGAUAUUUGGAUGGUGACGAGGGUCGUUGCAGCAGCGCGAUCGAGGUCAUGCGCCAGUUUUACGUGGAAAAUCCGCUUAGAAAGCAGAAUCCAUCAAUAUCGUCCCCAGCAUUCUUUCUGGAGGCCACCAGAAAGCGAGGCGAUACGCUGCUGAGCCAGACGGAGACACUGUCUUCGAGCAAUGCUACUCCAAUGGACCGCGCCAGCCGUAGCCCUCGUCCGCCUAAUGGCGAUACCCACAGGCACGCAGAACCUCGUUCGCGUGCGGAACUGUCCAGAGAAGCGUACGCACUCCAGUCGCCAGCGAAACGUAAAGACGGUGUCGACAGCCCUGCAGAUACCGAGAGAACGGAGAAGAGGACUCGGUUAUCAGAAGAUGAGGGCGAAUUGAUUGAGGACUAA